Linum trigynum is the source of this 2841-nucleotide messenger RNA. The record is from the annotation of a GenBank genome assembly. NCBI's taxonomy places the organism in Eukaryota, Viridiplantae, Streptophyta, Magnoliopsida, Malpighiales, Linaceae.
CUCGGAUCACUGUGGUCUUUUUGUUCACACUGAUCCAUUGGUUGCCUCUUUGCCGAAGCCUUCUAAAUUCUUUUCAUUCUGGAGGCAGCAUCCUCUGUAUCAGAGUUUGUUGGAGGGUGUUUGGCAAAUUUAAGUUGAGGGAGUUCCAUAUUUUCAAUUGUAUCAGCGGUUGAAAGCACUGAAGUUAAAGCUGAAGGGCUUAAAUAGAUCUUAGUAUUCUGAGAUUUCUUCACGGGUAAGGGAGGCUGAAGCUAAACUUGAGGCAUUGCAGCAAGAUGUGUUAGAUUAUCCUUCUGUUCAACACUCUAAUGCAGUUUUGGUUGUAGAGACUUGCAGAAGGCUGAAGAGCAAUUUUACAGACAGAAAUCAAGAAUUAGAAGAAUUAUUGAAGGGGACUCUAACACUAGAUUUUUUCACAGUAUGGUUAAAGUUAGAAAUCAUCGACAGACUAUCAAAAAGUUGAUUACUGAUGAGGGAUUAGUUCUCACUGAGGUAAAGGCUAUGGGUCAGCUGGCUGUUGAGUUUUAUAAGGGCUUGCUAGGUAGAGCAGAUCCUCUGGUGCAGGACACUCCGCUAUCUUUUUUGGAGGAUAUGCUCUCUCACAAGCUUGGAGAGGAUGAUGUUCAUCUUUUGAACUCUACUGUUACAAGAGAAGAAAUUAAGGCAGUUUUCAUGGCUAUGGGUAAUGAUAAGGCUCCAGGACCAGGUGGAUACCCAGCUGAGUUUUUCAAACUGGACUGGAAUAUUGUGGGAAAAGCUGUUGAAGACACUGUGUUGGAUUUCUUCAGAACUGGUAUCAUGCCUCGACAGGUAAACUCAACUAUUAUAGCUCUCAUUCCUGAGCUAGAAGUGGUUGAUAGAAUGCAGAAUUUUAGGCCAAUAUCGUGUUGCAAUGUUGUUUAUAAAGGAAUCUCGAAACUGUUGGCAAAUAGCCUCUCCCUAGUGUUAACAAAACUUAUAGGGGCUAGUCAAUCUGCAUUUGUUAGAGGGAGACUUAUUAGUGACAACAUACUUAUGGCAACAGAAUUGGUUAAAGAUUAUCACAAGGCCAGUGUCUCCUCUAGAUGUGUUUUGAAGAUUGAUUUGAUGAAAGCAUUUGAUUCUGUGGAUUGGAAAUUCCUUCUGAAGGUUAUGAUUGCUAUGAAUAUUCCACUAAGUUUCAUCAAACUGAUUGAAGCUUGUGUCACAUCUCCUUUGUUGAGUGUGGCUUUCAAUGGAGGACUUUGUGGUUAUUUUCCAGCAGGCAAAGGGUUGAGGCAAGGGGAUCCUCUCUCCCCUUACUUGUUAACUAUUGCCAUGGAGGUCUUUUCUUGUAUGUUAGCUAGGGAUGUGUCUCAUGAUUUCAUUCUUUAUCAUCCACGAUGUAAAGGUCUGGAAAUCACUCAUCUUUGCUUUGCGGACAAUCUCCUGGUCUUUUCAAAUGGUUCAAUCAGAGCAGUUGCUGGGAUUAAAAGGUUACUUGACAGGUUUAUCAAGUUUCAGGGCUGAAAUGCAAUCUGGCCAAGUGUCAAUUGUUAUGUGCUGCCAUUUCCAAGGAACAGCAGAAGUGGAUAUCGGAUUAUAUAGGGUUCCCUUUGGGAGAACUGUCAGUAAGAUACGUAAGAGUGCCUCUUUUAUCUGGGAGACUGUCGGCUCAGGACUGCAGCAUCUUGAUGAGUAAAAUAACUAAGAGGAUCACAUCUUGGCAAGCCAAAACACUCAGCUAUGCUGGGAGAAUACAAUUGAUAUCUUCUGUUAUCACUAGUGUUUUUCAAUAUUGGAUGUCUGUUUUUCUGCUGUCAUUGAGGGUCUUAAAGUCGAUUAAAGAAGUAUGUAAUAAGUUUCUGUGGGGUGUUGGUUUGGAAUGGGAGGAAAAAGGCACCGGUAUCAUGAUGAAGAGUUGCUUUACUGAAAAUAGAAGGAGGGUUGGGGAUAAGAGACUUCAAGACAUGGAAUAAAGCUUGUGUUCUUCGGCAUCCGUGGAACUUGCUUGCUGAAGCAGGGUCAUUGUGGGUUGCCUGGAUUCAGAAAUAUAGAGUUAAAGGGCGAGACAGUUGGACAAUCCCUGCGAGCUCUGUUAGUUCGUGGGUGUGGAAGAAAAUACUCAAGUGUAGAGAGGUUGCUCAGUCCCACAUCACUGGGGCAGGUAAAACUCUUGCUUGGGAUGUAAAUUUAUUAAACAAAUAUUCUCUUAAGCUGAUUUGGUCUUCCAUUCGUGUCCCAUUCCCCUCUGUUGAGUGGUAUUCUAUAUUGUGGGGUAAGCCUUUUAUCCUAAAGCAUAGCCUUUUGGUAUGGUUGAUAAUAUUGGAUAGAAUUACAACGAAAGACAAGCUUCAAGGAUGGGGUUUAGCAGGUGAUAGUUGUUGUGUCCUUUGUCCUGGUGGAUUUGAAAGUCGAGAUCAUCUAUUCACUAUGUGUUCUUACAACACUGAGAUUUUCCAGACUGUGCUAAGGAAGGUCUGCAUGUGGCAUUCCUUCCAAGACUGGUGUUCCCAGUUGGCUUGGGUGACGCAAAGAUGGUCAGGUACAAGCUCGAAAGAUAAGAUUGGUUGAAUGCUGUGGACGAUGAGUUGUGCAUAUAUUUGGCGCGAGCGAUGUACUCACAUUUAUGGUGCAAGAAGAGUUUCGGAUCCCAUUCAAAUCUCAGCUAAAGUAGUGCAGGAGCUCCAACUAUGCUCAAGUAGUACAAUUGCCUUACAGAAGAUGGUUAUGGAAGUGUUGGGUUUAUAGAGCUUUUUGUUUUGUUGUUGGACUUGCUUCCUUGUUGGUAUAGGUUUUUCUUUUGAGUGUAAAGAGGUGACACAUUGAGAGGGAGGAUGCGAGCUGCACCUCCCUAGGCUUCAAUACAAUUUUGAUUAACCA